Molecule: messenger RNA, 1578 nt
Organism: Dichotomopilus funicola
Lineage: Eukaryota; Fungi; Ascomycota; Sordariomycetes; Sordariales; Chaetomiaceae
Product: cytochrome P450
Exons: 2
Coding region: 1-1578 (525 amino acids)
Molecular function (GO): iron ion binding; oxidoreductase activity, acting on paired donors, with incorporation or reduction of molecular oxygen; heme binding
Source: RefSeq, a predicted model, not a curated record
AUGUCCCUCCUCAACGACCAGCUGGUCGAGCGCGCCGCGACCUCGGCCGGCGUCAUCCUGCUAGUGACAGCCUCCCUCUGGCUCUUGCACCUCGUCCGCACGCUCUGGCGGCUCCGGCACGUCCCCGGCCCGCUGCUGUCCAAGUUCACCGACCUAUACCGCGCCCAGCUGGUGCGCACCCUCCGGUCGCACGAGAUCCACCAAGGCUUCCACGACCGGUACGGCGCCGUCGUCCGUCUCGGCCCGCGCAUGGUCUCCGUGUCCGACCCGGCCGCCAUCCCCACCAUCUACCCGAUGCGCCCGGGGUUUCCCAAGGGCGACUUCUACGAGGCAUUUAUCCCGUAUCUGCCGGGUGGUUCACUUCCGGCUAUCUUUACCGCCCGCGAUGAGAACCUCCACAAGCGGCUCAAGAGCCCUGUGGCCUCGCUGUACAAUCUCAGCAGCAUCAUGAAGUGCGAGCCGUCGGUGGACGAGACGCUGGAUGUCCUGUUUGAGCAGCUGGACACUCGCUUCGUAGCCACGGGCAAGACCGUCGAGCUCGCCGACUGGCUGCAGUACUUCGCCUUCGACGUCAUGGGCACCAUGACCUUCUCCAAGCGCUACGGCUUCCUCGAAAGCGGCGCCGACAACCUUGGCAUCUCCACCGGCAUCUGGAACUUCAUGCUCACCGUCGGGCCCAUGACCCAAGUCCCCUGGCUCGACAAGAUCCUGCACAAAAACGCCAUCGCCGCCAAACUCAAGAAGGCCAGCGGCAACAAAAUCAUGCAGAUUGCCGCUGACGCCGUCGCCGAGCGCAAAGCCGAGACCGCUGCCAAGUCUGAGUCCAACGGCAACGGCAACGGCCACUCCCACAAAUCCGCUAAGCAAGACUUCCUCGGUGAAUUCCUCAAACUCCAAUCCGCCUCCGAAUCCUCCCCGCCCUGGGCGCCCCUCGUCUGGACCUUCUCCAACAUCAUCGCCGGCUCUGACAGCACCGCCGUCGUCAUGCGCACAACCCUCUACCAUCUCCUCACCCACCCUUCCGACCUCGCCCGCGUACGCGCCGAGCUGGAUGCCCUGCCCAAUCUUACCACAACGGCAGAGACCUCUAAAGAAGGCUUCAAAUACCCCCGCUGGACCGACCUCAACACCCUCCCCUACCUCUCGGCCUGCGUCGACGAAGCAGUGCGCCUCCACCCACCCUUCUGCCUGGCCCUCGAGCGGGAAGUCCCCGCGAGCGGUGUGGUGGUGUGCGGGACGUACUUGGAGCCGGGCACACGCGUGGGAAUGAACCCGUAUGUGGUGAACCGGCAUAAGGGGACGUUUGGGGAGGAUGCGGAGGUGUGGCGGCCGGGGAGGUGGUUGGAAGGGGAUGAGGAGCAUAGGAGGAAACUGGCGGGGAGUGUGAUGACGUUUGGGGCGGGGAGGAGGGUUUGUUUGGGGAAGGCGUUGGGGGUGUUGGAGGUUAAGAAAGUUGUGGCGGCGUUGGUUGUUAAUUAUGAGAUCGACCUCAUCGACCCCAAGGCCUACACAGUGGAGAACUCGUACUUUUUCCGCCAAAAGGGUAUCCUUGCCAAGCUCCGGCGGCGUCAGGCCUAA